Messenger RNA from Cladocopium goreaui, 745 nucleotides. Lineage: Eukaryota; Dinophyceae; Suessiales; Symbiodiniaceae. The record is from the annotation of a GenBank genome assembly.
AGCUUGUGGUUCAUUUGAUUUGGGGGUGCGGCGCCGCCCAAAAACGGCGUCAGGUCGGCAGAAUGGUGGAGGCUGGUGAAGACCUGACCGCCGCAGAUGCUGAAAUCGAGGAGAUGCAGAAAAGAGUCGCUGAGAUGGAAGAAGAGGCCGAAAAAUUGAAGAAACUCACCGACUCCGUAGAUGAAACCGGCGAUGGUGUCGAUCGAGAAGAGGUUGACAAGCGAUCAGUGUAUGUUGGGCAAGUUGACUACGGUGCUACACCGGAGGAGUUGCAGGAACACUUCAAGACCUGUGGGCAGAUUAAUCGCAUCACGAUUUUGGUGGACAAGUUCAGUGGCCAUCCAAAGGGCCGGGCCUACAUCGAGUUCGGCGAUGAGCAGAGCGUACAGAACUCUCUCUUGCUGAACGGCUCCCUGUUUCGAGGCAGACAAUUGAAGGUCACCCAGAAGAGGACCAACAUCCCAGGUUUCAACAAGGGCAAAGGUAAAGGAAAGGCCAAGGGAAAGGGCAAAGGCAAAGGCUACUACGACCCUUGGGAUCCUUGGGCAGACCCGUACUACUAUGGCGCGUGGAGGAAAGGCUACAAGGGGAAGGGCAAGGGGUAUUCUCCCUACUGAGUCUGCGAUCGUGUCAGGGCGGUUCACAGCGCGCCGCAACAGCCGGUUUCAGUGUAAAAUGUAUAAUGGCGGAGUCACAACGUCGGCAGUUUCCAGAUAGAAAUGGUUCUUGGUCUCUGAAAUCUGAC